UUUAGUAAAGAGAGACUUCCAAAGUUCACAAACUGACAAGAAUAGUCGGGCGGACAGUUGCGGUGCAGAGAGAGAAAGAGAGUGAAACGGGCGUUUCUUGCCUGUGCCCUGGAGGUGAAGGUGAUUUUUUUUUUUUUGCAAAGGCAUCACGUUGAACUUGGAUUACCAAUUCAUUCUCCCCUCCAAAACCCUGACGCCCCGGUACAUUCACCCGGCGUGGGACGCGCCGGACUUUCCCAUCUGUGGCGCAAGGGAACACAGUUGGAGCUGGUACGAGAAAAAGAGAGGACGAUAGUGUUUUGGACGAAGAAAGGACUGCCUUCUUCCAAAUCAAGCACCCCACCGCGAAAGCAAGGAAUUAUUACAAUGGGAAGCGGCGCCAGUGUUCUUCAGAGCUGACCUGAAUCGCUCCAAAGCAGAUUUAAAGGACAUCCCACCUUGGCCCACACCAAACUCCGGACUCCUCCAUGACGCCGGCAAUGAGUUAUUGUUGACGGAGCUUUGUAAACCAGGCUGUAUACCACCUCUGUCAAACCGAUGUGUAACCUCGAUGGAUCAGGAGAGUGAGGUUGAUUUGUCCAAUCUUGCCAUAACUCCGCUGUGGAGGAAGAGACGGCCGACCUCCAAAUCGCCCAACACCGGCUCCUUCAAUCAACGGACCAGGGUAAGGCCAGCUUCCUCCCAGAUUGAUGGAGUGUUAGUGACGGACUUCCCUGUGGAAGGUAGCAUGACUGCUCCAAACCCCAGUAACGGGAUUGUGGUGUCUUCUCCCAAGGGUCGGGUCCUGUUGCAGAGGCAACUCUCCACCCAGUCUCUUCCUGCCCCCGACAAGCCACAUUAUCUCCUCAGCACCAACAGUGCCGUGUCGCUGAAGAAUGGUACCCAGCAGAUCAUCCCCAAAGACUUGGCGUCGGGAAUCAGGGUGAAGAACCUUCACCAGAACAGCCAGUUGCGGCCGUUUGGUGGCAGGAACCGGAGAGUGCAGAGUAUGCUGGAGACGCCCAGCGCCCCUCUCGUGCCCAGAGCGCAUGCGGACGGGGAUAUGGACCCAGAGCCGGACAGCCCCGGGCAGCUCCGACGAGGGCUGAGGUCCACUUCGUACCGAAGGGCGGUGGUCAGUGGCGUUCAAUUCGACAACGCAACCAACGUGAAGCCAAGUAGCCGGAGGUCCCAACCCAACCUCAAAACCGUGGUUGAAGACAAGGAGAAAUUCUCCACACUGGCCAGAGUAAAGGAACAGGAGAAGAAGCAGAUGCCGACACAGGGACCGUUUGAUGGAGAAGGAAAUGCAGUUCUUUAUCAAAACUAUAAGGAGAAGGCGCUGACUCUGAAUAAUGGGGAUUCGGAUGAAGACUCAGAUCAAAGUGGACAGUCGGAGGAGCAGAGGUCGGAGGAGAAGAUUGUGGUGCAGUUCAGACCUAUUCGCUGCUCCUGGAGCCAACUAUCUGUGGUGAGGAAGAGUGGGAUUUUACAGUCAAUCAGCCAAGAGGAGAGGAAGAGACAGGAGGCCAUUUUUGAGGUGAUAUCGUCCGAACACUCUUACAUGCUGAGCCUGGAGAUCCUCAUUCGAAUGUUUAAGAACUCCGAAGCCUUGAACUUGACCAUGACCAAAACCGAGAGGCACCAUCUGUUCUCCAACAUCAUUGACGUGCACAGAUCCAGCAGCAAGUUCUUCAAGGAACUUGAAGCCAGGCAUCAGCAAGAUGCAGUGAUUGAGGACAUCAGCGACAUCAUGGAGAAGCAUGCCGUCUCCACCUUCGAACCCUACGUGACGUACUGCUCCAACGAGGUCUACCAGCAACGCACUCUCCAGAAGCUCCUAAAUACAAAUCCGAGCUUCAAGGAGAUCCUGAUGAAGAUCGAAGCCCACCCUGACUGCAGGAACCUGCCCAUGAUCUCGUUCCUCAUUCUGCCCAUGCAGAGAGUAACUCGCUUGCCUCUACUGAUGGAUACUAUUUGCCAGAAAACUCCCAAGGACGCGCCCGAGUAUGACUGCGCAAAGAAAGCAUUGCAGUCAGUUAGUAAGCUGGUACGUCAGUGUAAUGAAGGGGCUCGGCGGAUGGAAAGGACAGAGAUGAUGUACACCAUCAACACUCAGCUGGAGUUCAGAAUAAAGCCCUUUCCCCUGGUCUCCUCUUCGCGCUGGCUGUCCAAGAGGGGUGAGCUGAUCGGCUUUGUCGAGGACACAGGGAUUUUUUCCAAGCGGACAUCCCGGCAGCAAGUCUACUUCUUCCUGUUCAACGACGUCCUCAUUGUGACAAAGAAGAAAAGCGAGGAGAGUUACAGCGUGACGGACUACGCCAUGAGGUGCCAGCUCCAGGCGGAGACCUGCGAGGCCGAGGAGCUGAACCUGUCGCCCAUGAAGACGGCGUCAGGCAUGUUGUACUCCCGCCAGUGUUCCGUCAACUACCUCUUCCGCCUCACCAUGGUCAGCAACCACGCCGGCGAGAAGGUGGAGAUGGUCUUCGGGGCCGACUCUCCGAGUGACCGAGCGCGCUGGUUGACGGCCUUAGGGCAGAACGGUGCUGAGAGACAACACCCAGACAGGACGACCCUGACCCAGGUGGAGAUCAUCAGAACGUGCCCGGCCAAACAGCCAGACGAGCUCUCCCUCCAGGUGGCUGAUGUGGUUCUCCUUUACCAGAGAGUGGAGGAUGGUUGGUGCGAAGGCGAGCGGCUGCGAGACAGUGAGGUAGGGUGGUUUCCGAUGGAGUGCGCCAAGGUCAUCACCUGUCCAGCUACAAUCAGCCAGAACAUGCAACGGAUGGGCCGGCUGCUGGGGCUGGAGACGCACGUCUAGAGCGGGAGAGAGCCGGAGAGAACGGGCCUGGAUGAGGAGCGGGUGUCCAUUCUGCCGUCAGCUAGGAGCGACGCACCCUUGGUCUCACGGAUCGUUGUGGCGUGUAUUGGGGACUAAAUCACCUGAAGGAACCAUCAGCGGCCACAGCACAAAAGGGACGAGCUCGGGGCAGGGACAGUGUACAUAAACCACGGCAGAGGAAGUCCCUGCUUGAGUUUCUCGCCCAAGGUUGCCCUCAAGACCCUGGUGAAUCAUCUCCGUUACUUCCUUGUGACGAACUGCAAGAAGUUGGGACGUAAAGUGCUGGAGUAGUUCAGUGGGUCAGGCAGCAUCUCUGGUGAACAUAGAUAGAGGUGACAUUUCGCCUCAGGACCCUUCUUCAGACAUUAAUUGGGAUGGUCGAUGAGUGAGCAGGUGGCUGUGCGUUCAGAGGGGGUGAGAUUGACAUUGGUGAGGGGAGUGGAAGGUCAAGAUUGUUGAUGUCACGCCAUCAGUUGGAAAUAAAAUGGUCCAGAGAGGGUAGAAGGCCGGCAGGGGUGUCCAUGAAGUGGUGGAGGAAUGUUAGAGAAUGGGAGAAAGAGUCAGCACUGGGAGGUGAGGACUCACUACCAGAGCUCAGCUCAAAUGCCCGGCUUGAGUCUCCGUAAAUUGCCCUUAGUGUGUGGGGAGUGAAUGCGAAAGUGGUAUAACAUGGAACUAGUGCGCAUGGACUCGGUGGGCCAAAAGGCCUGUUUCCAUGCUGUAUCUCUAAACUAUAGAGUCUAAAGAAAAGCUAACCAAGAGAGGUAAUGGAAAGAGAUUGCAGGGAGUGGUGGAGACAUCGCGGUCUAUCAAGGGUCCCGACCCGAAACCUCACCGAUACGUUCUCCAGAGAUGCUGCCUGACCCACUGAGUUACUCCAGCACUGUCUUUUUUUGUAAACCGGCACCUCCUGUGUCCACAAGGAGCAGGGUUUGGGUUUGUGGAACGACUUUGUUCUGUGCUGGAGUACACUGUUGAAAGCAUGGCAAACCCCCUCAGACAAUACGUGAAGUCGCAAAUCCAGAACUGAGCAACUUUUAUUUAAGUGCAACAACAGAUAAUUGGGAACAUUUUGGAAUUUGCUUCAUGCAAAUAACACGUGUCCUUUAAGUUAAAGUUCUUCUGCUGGAUCCUUUAUUAAAUAUACAGAGUCUUGGAACCACUGAGAGGGGUGACCUCUAUGAGUCGCUCUGUGGGAUUGGUAAUGAGAUGGUAUUGCACUGAAUAAAGACCCAGUUUAUUAUAGAAAA
Messenger RNA from Leucoraja erinaceus (little skate), 4071 nucleotides. RefSeq names its product rho guanine nucleotide exchange factor 26-like. Gene Ontology annotation, biological process: activation of GTPase activity. Bases 551 to 2800 code for a protein of 749 amino acids. Lineage: Eukaryota; Metazoa; Chordata; Chondrichthyes; Rajiformes; Rajidae. The transcript has 15 exons. Gene Ontology annotation, molecular function: guanyl-nucleotide exchange factor activity; protein binding. The record is from RefSeq and is a predicted model, not a curated record.